CCAUAUUGGAGAGUGCACACUCUGGAGUUGGUUUGCUUGAUCUCCACCCACUGCCGUGGAAAGGAAAUGAACAUUCGUGCUAGAACUGCCGGCUGAUUGGCAUAAUAGAGCAGCCCUCUCGCACGUCUUUUCCAAUCCCAACUCCCUCUGUUGCAGUGCAUUUUUAUCAGACGGAUUUUCCGAUUUCUGCUCAAUUUAAGCGAGUCAGCAAGCCUGUGAUACAGGAAAUCAAACCCAGAUUGAAUUUUUUACACAUCACGUGGCCGGCACUACAUCGCACAUAUACUCUCUUAUUUGGAGUGAAUUUGCAUGAGAAACAGCGGUCGUGACUUCAGCUGUUGGAAAGGGAGGCUUUUGUUUUAAAUUAAACAAUUUGUCGCCUUAAAGAGUCACAUAAGAAACUUUAUUUACAUAGCUCCGAUCGGGCAAAAAAUCUGCAUUCCAAGUCACGAGAGAGCUCCUCGUAUUUCUGGCAGCUAUUUUGUGAGCCAUAAUUUUUACGAGACUGUUCCAGCGGUGUUAAAAGAAUUGGCUCGAAAAUUGGAUGUUUUAUUCCCGUCGUAAUAUCGGCUAUUUGAAUUGCUCAAUUCUCAUCUUGCGGAGACUGUUGACUGGAAUAAUCAAUGAACCAUAAACUCUCGAACACGCCUUGAGAGCUAUUAUCUCCCCUGCAUUGUUUGUGAUACUCCGAACUCCUCUCCAGCAAUUGAUCCAUUUUAUUUUUAGCGUUACAGGAACACUCCCACACAGACAAAACCCAAAUUGAAUUCUGCGGUGGUAGCCAAAUUUAAUCUCGAUUCCAAUUGCAGAAGCGGCGAUGUCUCCGCCACGAGCUGUUUCCUCGGCGCGUCCCUCCCUUACUGCCGAGGCUUCCGCCCCCGUCCGGAAGCCGCUGCUCCGGAGGCAGCGUUCAGCCGACGACGACCGCCCGAUCAACCAGCUGCUGCACUCGGCUCUGAAGGUGACCGCCAGUGCUUUGGGACCAGGCAUCCUCGCCGACCAGCCGCCCCCGACGCCGCCCAAGCCGAAAGGUGGUCCACUACGCCCAGUGAGAGUAGCGUGGGCCGAGUUACGCGGAAGGGAGCCGCAGCAGAGCCCCAAAAGCCCCACCUGUCUGCCUGCCCUCGCCAGGGCCAAUUUGGACAUUUUCCUGGCCCACUCCGGUCUCGCCCAGUGCCUCGCAAACAUCGACCUGGGCCGAGAGUCACCCAAGAGCGAGCCGAUGAAGUCCAGUCCGAGAGAAGCACCGAUCAAGGCCGCCCUGACUCCCAUCCCAAGGACUCCGACCCUGGCGGUAGCCAGCUCGAGGAGAGUCAACUUCAAAAGCUCAAGCAGGAAUGUGAAUAGGAGCUUCAACGAGUCGCCUGAGCCGCAAAAACUGGCGUUGCCCGUGGAACCAAAAAGUGGAAGGAUUUUGUCUGCACCUGCCCACAGGACCGCACCCAUUCUGACACCACCGAGACCUAUGCUGAGAUCUCUCCCCCGACGUAGUCCUCUCAAUUCCUCAUUUGAAAGUGAAACUUCAACUGACACCAGGGUCAAAUCUGCAAAUUCACGGAGGCGGCUUAAAUCUGCAGGUCGCAGCGGCGGGCGGCGCAGCACUCGCAAAGGCGAUGACACGUCCGACGACGACGCGUGCGAGGAGUCCCCAGGGGCGUCGGUGCCCCCGAGACCAGCCACACUGGGAGUGAACACCGGCCCUAAAGUCAGCAGACGCGGUCUCCACGUGGGCGCCGAGAUCGUGACGAUGGUGUCGCUCAUUAGCCCGGCCAACAGCAGCGACUCUGACAGCGAGACGGCGCCCGGCGUCCACCAGGUAGUGCCGGUGCCCAGCGCUCCGCAGGUCACCCCCGCGUGGCAGGAUGAAAAGGCGGUUGCGGCUGACGGGGACAAGGCUAGGAACCCUCCGCUGGCCAUCGUGUGCGCUCGCAAAAUCAACAAAUCAGUCUCGUUCCAGUCGCGAAGCAGUUUACCUGAACUCCUAAGGCGAGCGUCGAUUCAGCUGACGAUGCCGGCAAAAACUGGAAAGGAGCAAGAGGACGAUGCCGCCCGCGUAAAUGAGUGCGCGGAAGCUGAAGUGGAUGAAAAGACGCCGAUCGCCGCAGAAAACAAGGAAGCCGCGAAAGUGGAGAAAUUGCCGCAGCCGCCAGCAGCAGCAGCCGGAAUAAUGAAAACUCCAGCAUCAAAGCGAAAAUUAGCUCGGGCGAAACCUCUCUCACGGCAAAAUUCCAAAAACGAUAUAGAGAACAGAACUCCAAAACAGAAUUCUGGCGAUAGCGCCGCGACUAGUGUGGAAAGGGUCAUCAUAAAAGAGCCGGACAAACAGAGCCAAGUCAAUACAAUGCCAAAUCCACCGGCUCCAAUGUCAAUCUUGAAACCCCCUAGAGCGCCGCUGGCCAGCGCUGAGGAAAUGGAUCUUUCCACAAUCGAAGGCAACCCGAAAUUUGAGAGUCCCAAGGAGCAAGAGUGCUGGCACUUAUAUCGCAAAAUGUGCGAAAAAGGACUCACAGUUUCUUUCGAUACCGUCCUCAGGGGAAUGCUCACGCCGACAGAAUACAGGCUCAGGAAAGGUGCGCUCCUUUCGUCUUGUUAACUUGUAAGUUUAUGUUUGCACUUUGAGGGUAGCGAGAUUAUAUAUUUUGGUUGGUGAAAAAAUGAAAUUCCCUGUUUGGCCAUUAUUCCACGUUUAUUUCAGCAAUCUGGAAUGCUUAAAUAAAAUACAGGAUAUUCCGAGCAAACAGUGAUUUUUACUGUUUUCCUUUGAUUCUUACACACUUUGCAAAUUUGUUACCAUACCAAGAUAUUGUUAAUCUUCCGUGAUUGAUCCAAGAAAGCUCUUACGAAGGUAUGCCACUUGACUUUGAGAUAAUCACGAACAACACUGUUCUGUAGAAAAUAUCAAAAUUUAUUGGCAGAUAGAUCUUCUAGCGCAUAUAAGUACAAAAGUUAAAAAAUAGUGUUGAUAUCAAUGAUCGAUGGUUGCUGAUGUGUGAAAUUCAGAGUCCCUCAUUUGUCAUGAAGUUUCCAUUGUCACAACAGGUACAACAGACAUUUCAUUACACUCUUGGGCUGGUGACUGGCGAAUUUAGUUGUCGUCGUCGUCAUCGUCGUCGUCGUCAUCAUCAUCGUCAUCAUCGUCGUCGUCAUCAUCGUCGUCGUCGUCGUCAUCAUCGUCGUCGUCGUCGUCGUCAUCGUCAUCAUCGUCGUCAUCGUCGUCAUCAUCGUCAUCAUCGUC
Molecule: messenger RNA, 3235 nt
Organism: Cloeon dipterum
Lineage: Eukaryota; Metazoa; Arthropoda; Insecta; Ephemeroptera; Baetidae
Exons: 6
Coding region: 818-2593 (591 amino acids)
Source: RefSeq, a predicted model, not a curated record